GUCAGCGGGUCAAGGACGAGCUCAUUGAUGGCGACGUGUUGCUCUGCGAGCAUCUCAUUAUCUUACCCAAGGUCAGAAGACGUCUGGUUUGUAUUGGACGUCACAGUAGUGUCAUGAGUAUAAUAGGAUUAUAGGAUUAAGGAUUAAACAAGUCAACGGACCAAAUUUAAAAAUGUUUGAAUUGGUUUCUAUUGGAUAGAAAAUGUAUUGACAUGACCAAAUGUAGGUCAUAAGAAAGCGGAAAAGUAAUUUUUAAAAGUCCAUAAUCGGAUUAGGAUUAUCUUUGUCUUAAAUGAUUUAUGACUCCGUUUUCAAACAAAUCAUGCUAUAAAAAAUAAUCAUUACCAAUUAUAUUCCUUGAAUCACUUAUAUAUUGUAUUGAAUUCAUACUGUGCAAUGAUGGUUUCCUACCCAUAGCCUGACCCAGAAACUCCACGUCCAUUGAAUGUUGCACCAGUCGUCUUCUCGGCAGGAGGUAGGAAAUCUUCGAAUUAUUUUAACACGUAGUAGCGCCCCUUGUCCUGAUAACCUUUUUUUAUCGUUAUCAUCUUUUUUAUUUCAAUCAACAAAUUUCAAUACUUUCAAAAUAUUAACAGUUGAUCUUAAAUUUGACUGUUUUGGCACACAUAAUUUUAUUUUAAGCUCUAAGGCGACUCUAAGCCAUGUGAUGUCCUUUUGUUUUAUAGACGUCUAGCGAGUUCUUCCUUUUAACAGGCCCUAAGAUAUCAUUACAUAACUGUGACCGUCACCUUUAUUUAUAUUAAUACGACCAUUAUUAAAUUUCUUGUUUGUUUUCAAUUUUUAAAUCUCAUUUCAACCUUUUGGCCGCGCCUUCUUAAAUGUGUGCAACUGAACGGCUGUCUGAAAGGAUAUUUGAAUGAGAAUCAUCUCAUCGGCUUUCUGAACGGCUGUUAGAACGGAUAUUUGAAUGAGAAUCAUCCCAUAGGCUUUCUGAACAGCUGAUAGAAUGGAUAUUUGAAUAAGAAUCAUCUCAUCUUUAACUCAUCGUUUGCCAUUCAAACCUAAACUUGUUUUUGAAGAAUCUUUGUAGCACAGUUUUUAAUCAUCUGUUGGAAAUGUUAUGCAAAUUUUGUAACUUUUUUUUUUUUUUGUGGUAUUGGAAACAUCCCUUUGGGGACCUAAGGCUACUAUCCGUUCCGCUUGAUUGGCUUAACACGUUUCCUCUACGUCACAUGUUUUCAAUUUGUUUUUACAAAUCACACUUUGUUUAUAUGUUAACGUAUUGUCACGUCUUGUCAUGUAUUCACGUGCCACUCUUAUAAAAGUUAUAAAAGUCAUUCUCUCCUAGGUAUUGUCAAUGGAGAUUUGUUCAAGUUCUUGUCCACCCACCUGGAGUACAGUGACUGGAGGCAGCUCGCCCAGCUGCUGAACGUUAAACAUUGUCGAAUACAGGCGAUCCUGCGCCAGAACGUCAACAACGACAUCAGCCAAUCGAUUUACGACAUGCUGGUCACGUGGUCAAAACGAUUGCCGCGCUCUAUGGACAGGGUCAGAUGUACCUUCUUUCUUCUCCGGCUUGUUUCUCUUUGCCACUGAAUCUCUCCUUCUCACACUUCACCCCACCCCCUCCCCCCACCCCUUUCAUCUCAUUCCCCCACAAGUAUGCAACUUUAAACAUAAUAAUCACAGUAAUCCAUUUUUAAUGUAUCUUUUAAGCAAGUGACUUUGGCUUUGACUUGGAAUGCUUGUAAUUAAUUUUGUAGUGUUGCGUUUGUUUUAAAUGUGGUAAAUUAUUGGGUUUUUUUGUUGUUUUUUUUUUUUUACUUUGUACCACGCUUCGAGCCUUUGGGGAUGAAGCAUGUUUUUUAAAUAAACUUUAUUAUUAUUAAGUAUGCAUGUUUUGUUGUGCAUCAAUCCAUUACUUUCCAAUCUACCAUUUCAGAUCGAUAUGUUAAGCCACGCCCUGACUUGUAUCAGAC
Lymnaea stagnalis (great pond snail) is the source of this 1940-nucleotide messenger RNA. Lineage: Eukaryota; Metazoa; Mollusca; Gastropoda; Lymnaeidae. The record is from the annotation of a GenBank genome assembly.